AUGGACCCAACGGACCGCGCUUUCCAUGAUGCCGCGAGACCUAUCUGGUCCACGGACGGAGCGUGCAUUGUCACCGAGGCACAAAACGAUGACACCGAACCCUCGCUGAAGCGAAUUCGGAUAUUCGACCCCAUUGGUGCGCAGCUCACAGACUACUCCGUUGAGGGUCUGUCCGACCACAAAGAUGUCGUGGAUGUCCAGGUCGUGGACGGUGUGCCGGCGAUCUCGACUCGCCGCAUCCCCGAAAUUAAGGCCUUUGCCGGUUUCUGUGAGCAAGCUAACCAGCGUCGGUCAGCGUCCGCCAGCACCAUAUCACAGCAGCUGGGCUCAUACGAGCAGUCUGUAUGGGAACUUGCCAGCGUGCUAUUUGAUCCUGUCGACGAGCAUGCUUCGAACCCGGGAGACGAAGCGCGCCAGCGCAGGGCCAAUCUGGCCACGUUCUGGGCGCAACUUGUGCAGGACUCGUCUUCGGCCAAGCCCCUGGACCAGGCACAGUCAUUUGAACAAAAGGCAGUCCUCUACCUGGCGUCCCGCAAGGUCCCUGAGGCCUGCCGCGCGCUCGUGGAUGGCAAGAACUUUAAGCUGGCCACACUGGUCUCGCUGAUUGGCACAGGCGAUGCCUUCAAGAAGGACAUGCGGGAGCAGGUGGACGACUGGCAGCAGGGCGAUGCUCUCUCCGAGUUCAGCGUGCCGCUGCGGUCGAUCUACUCGCUGCUCGCUGGUAACGUGGCCGUCUGCGAGGGCAAGAAGGGCGGCGGUGUCGAGAACCGCAUGAACUCGGUGGUCGUGUCCAACUGGUUCGGCCUCGACUGGAAGCAAGCAUUCGGCCUCCGUCUCUGGUACGGCAUCGCUGCGGGCGAGGGGAUUGAGUCGGCUGUGGCCAAGUACGUUGAGGAUCUCGAGCAAGGCCGCGUGCCUGCCCCUCGGCCAUGGUACACGAAACAGCGCGACAUCACUGCUGCCUGGACCGACCCCCAGCGCGAGCUUCGCGAGGACCUGCUGUUCGGUCUCCUCAAGGUCGCUGCCGGCCUUGCCCGCCUGGAAGAUGUGCUGGAGCCCGAAAACUCACAGCCGUCGCCGUUCCGGUACCGAUUCUGCUGGCAAAUCAGCCAGGCCCUGUCGGGCGCCAAGCACAUCAGCGCAUCGGCCAAGCUGUCUUCGGAAAAGGCUGACGCACUCUCUACGUCUUACGCAUCCGAGGUCGUGUACCAAAACGACCGAUCUUCCAACAGCCCGGACGAUGGUGCCUGGGUUCAUGCCAUCUGGGUUCUGCUGCAUCUGUCUGACCGCACAGCACGGAUACACGCGGUCCAGGACGUGCUGGCGCGCCACACGGGCUCACUGUUUGUCAACAACGGCGCCCAGUCGAGCCUGUACGACAAGCUGGUGGACGACCUCAAGAUCCCGGCGCAGUGGGUGUGGCAGGCCGCCGCGCUCUACUGGCGCAACCAGCAGAACCAGCCCGUGCUGGAAGCCGAGUGUCUUCUGCGUGCGUCAGCCUUUGCGGAUGCGCACCGCAUCUUUGUCAAGGAGCUGGCGCCCAAGGCCGUUGUCGAGCGCAACUACAGCGACAUUGCGGAAAUGCUCGAGAAGCUGCAGCCUCACCGCCAGCAGAUCAAAGACUGGGCGCUGGGCGGCGAAGUGUACAGUCGGUUCCUCGACCUGCUGACGCUGCAGCGUGGAGGCACGCUCGGUGGCAGUGGUACCGGCGGCUCGGGCGGCAGUGCUGCACGACGUACGCGAGGACGCCAGCAGCAACAGGCGCGUGACGAGGCUAAGCAGGCCUCCGCGCAGCUGCUUGGUGCCGUGGAGGCGCUGGCCGCCAGCCUGCCGGCCAUGUACGACAACGCAGGCAAUGCGCUGCCGACGGAGGUGGCGGCCAUUACGGAGAUGGCAGAUGUGGUGGCGAAGGAGACGAUGGUGCUUGCCAACAAGGGCAGAAUGGACUUGACCAAGAUUUCUCGACUGCCCUUGACGGAGGACCGGCGUGUUCGGUACUCGUCCGACCUUGCGUUUGCAUACUACCGCGAAGUGACGAGUGCUCACUGA
Messenger RNA from Sporothrix schenckii 1099-18, 2049 nucleotides. RefSeq lists its product as uncharacterized. Bases 1 to 2049 code for a protein of 682 amino acids. The transcript is spliced from 3 exons. NCBI's taxonomy places the organism in Eukaryota, Fungi, Ascomycota, Sordariomycetes, Ophiostomatales, Ophiostomataceae. The record is from RefSeq and is a predicted model, not a curated record.